Plenodomus lingam JN3 is the source of this 450-nucleotide messenger RNA. Lineage: Eukaryota; Fungi; Ascomycota; Dothideomycetes; Pleosporales; Leptosphaeriaceae. The record is from RefSeq and is a predicted model, not a curated record.
AUGCACACCCGCGCGUCAUCCCUGGCCCUUCACCAUCGCUCACUCACUUCAUCACUUCACGUUCUCGUAGCCCAUGCUAGUGGGCGGGGAAGUGGACGCGCACCUAGCAGCUUGGCCUCGCCUCUGCAACAGUGCAACGCUUUUUCAGCACACGACGUACCUCGACUCGACCCCACUGCUCAAGCACAGGGCCUGUCGCAGACACAGUGCAUAACACACUCCCUUUCCAGCUUCCAGCGACGACGCUUUGGGUUGUGUGGCGCACGCCGUUGUUACUACAUGCAACCUGCUGGCCGUUUCUGCCUGACCCAGAGAACCUUCUCCUCCAGUCGCCCUGCAUGCCACGAGGGCGCCGACGGGGAAGCUGACGAGCUGACGGCAGCAAGACUACGGCAGAAGCUGGAGAAAGCGCCGAAGUGUGUUCUACGAGUCACUUUACCAUGUUCGUAA